AUGUUGCAUGCAAUCUGUUAUCUGAGCACCAAAACUACUUUAAAGUCCUUUCUUACCCCAAUAUCCAGCGACUCAAAUGCGGACUGUCACUGCCAAACAAUCCUCGACGCACGUUUCGCCUAUUGCUUCAUCAGGAGGAUUGUAAAUCAAUUGUUGUCAAGUCAAGGAAUGCCAAAAAGAGAAGAAAGGCAAACCUUAAUGUUCAGUGCCACGUUCUUCAGUGCCACGAUUUUGAAGCCAGAUUAUCUGUUUGUGGUUGUCGGACAAGUUGGUGGCGCGUGCAGUGAUGUCGAACAGCAGAUAAUUGAAGUGGAAGAGUAUGGAAAGAGGGCUAAACUGCUGGAACUUUUACAACUCAUAGGCCAUGAGCGCACGAUGGUUUUUGUGAAAACCAAAAAGAUGGCGGAUUUCAUUGCAACAUUUCUUUGUCAAGAAAAAAUCCCCUGCACAAGCAUUCACGGGGACAGAGAGCAAAGAGAGCGGGAGAAAGCUCUGGGCGACUUCCGCUCUGGACAGUGUCCUGUGAUUGUUGCCACGUCUGUUCCUGCCAGAGGAUUAGAUAUCGAGAACGUCCUUCAUGUGAUAAAUUUUGACAUCCCUGGCGAUGUUGACGAAUAUGUUCACAGGAUCGGCCGAACCGGAUGCUGCGGCAACACUGGAAAAGCCAUUUCUUUUUUUUUUUAA
This is a messenger RNA of Bufo gargarizans (Asiatic toad), 684 nucleotides long. RefSeq names its product probable ATP-dependent RNA helicase DDX4. The record is from RefSeq and is a predicted model, not a curated record. Bases 1 to 684 code for a protein of 227 amino acids. Gene Ontology annotation, cellular component: nucleus; P granule. The transcript has a single exon. Gene Ontology annotation, molecular function: RNA helicase activity; RNA binding. Lineage: Eukaryota; Metazoa; Chordata; Amphibia; Anura; Bufonidae. Gene Ontology annotation, biological process: cell differentiation; gamete generation.